Messenger RNA from Kogia breviceps (pygmy sperm whale), 1290 nucleotides. It is a transcript of the gene NPSR1, whose product is annotated as neuropeptide S receptor 1. Gene Ontology annotation, cellular component: cytoplasm; plasma membrane. Lineage: Eukaryota; Metazoa; Chordata; Mammalia; Artiodactyla; Physeteridae. The record is from RefSeq and is a predicted model, not a curated record. Gene Ontology annotation, molecular function: neuropeptide receptor activity. Gene Ontology annotation, biological process: neuropeptide signaling pathway; positive regulation of release of sequestered calcium ion into cytosol.
AUGCGCUCUGUGGUAAGCACUGUUCUUGGUGUUGGGAGGCAUUAUUUAAAUAUGUUAGAUGCAAUCCAUGGCCUCACCAAGCUUAUAGUCCAGUGGAUCACAAAAAGCAAGGAAAGGCGCAGGGACAGCUGGGCUCAGCCCCACCUCACGGAGGGCAGCCGCAAGUCCAACGGGACUGGGCAGACACUGGAUUCUGCCAUCCUCUGCACAGAACCGGUGACUUUCACUGCAGAGGUGGAUGGAGAAGAACGGGGCUCCUUCUACUACUCCUUUAAGACUGAGCAGUCGAUAAGUCUGCGGGUCCUCUUUGUUUUCACCAUUGUUGGAAAUGCCAUCGUGCCGUUCUCUACGAGAAGGAAGAGGAAGUCGAGAAUGACCUUUGUGACUCAGCUGGCCAUCACAGACUCUUUCACAGGACUGGUUAACAUCUUGACAGAUAUCAUUUGGAGAUUCACUGGAGACUUCAUGGCACCUGAUCUGUUUUGCCAAGUAGUCCACUAUUUGCAGGUUGUGCUGCCCUAUGCCUCUACCUGUGUCCUGGCGGCCCUCAGCAUAGACAGGUACCAUGCCAUCGUCUACGCCAUGAAGUUCCUGCAAGGAGAAAAGCAGGCCAAGGUCCUCAGCGUGAUUGCCUAGAGCCUCUCUUUCCUGUUCUCCAUUCCCACCCUUAUCAUAUUUGGGAAAAGGAAACUCUCCAAUGGUGAAGUGCAGUGCUGGGCCCUGUGGCCCGAUGACUCCUACUGGACCCCAUGCAUGACCAUCAUGGCCUUCCUGGUGUAUUUCAUCCCCCUGACAACAGUUAGUGUCAUCUAGGCCAUUGUGAUCAGAACUACUUGGGUCAAAAGCAAAGCCCAUAAGACAGUGAUUUCCAGCUGCUCAGAUGGAAAGCGGUGCACCAUUUCCAACCGAGGGCUCAUCUCAAAGGCAAAAAUCAAGGCCAUCAAGUAUAGCACUGUCAUCAUUCUUGCCUUCAUCUGCUGUUGAAGUCCGUACUUCCUCUUUGAUAUCUUGGACAAUUUCAGACUCCUUCCAAACACUAAGGAGCGUUUCUAUGCCUCUGUGAUCAUUCAGAACCUGCCGGCCUUGAAUAGUGCCAUCAACCUCAUCUACUGUGUUUUCAGCAGCUCCAUCUGCUUCGCCUGGGCUAAUAGCAGUGCCUACCUCUUGGCCAGUGAUGUCUCUGUCCAUUGGGCUCUGGUGCUGACCAGUAGGAAGGAGGGCUGUGAGUGGUGGGGAAGAAAGGGAGCAAAGAUCACGGGAUUCCAGAAUGACAUGUCAGGAGAGAACUGA